Gorilla gorilla gorilla (western lowland gorilla) is the source of this 9643-nucleotide messenger RNA. RefSeq names its product Rho guanine nucleotide exchange factor 10 like (gene ARHGEF10L). The record is from RefSeq and is a predicted model, not a curated record. The coding region runs from base 281 to 3466 and encodes 1061 amino acids. Gene Ontology annotation, biological process: positive regulation of stress fiber assembly; SREBP signaling pathway; actin cytoskeleton organization. Gene Ontology annotation, cellular component: cytosol. NCBI's taxonomy places the organism in Eukaryota, Metazoa, Chordata, Mammalia, Primates, Hominidae. Gene Ontology annotation, molecular function: guanyl-nucleotide exchange factor activity; protein binding. The transcript has 27 exons.
CGGCGGCGGCGGGACCAGGCCUCGGAGCGCGGCGGGCGCGGGCGCAGUCCCGGCGGGCCCGGACCUCGCGGGCGGGCGGGCGGCGCGGCCAUUGGCUCGGGUGGCGGCGGCUGCGGCGGUGGGGGCGCCGUCCCGGCCAUGGGCGCCCGCGGCGGCCUGCGGAGCUGGAGGCGCGGCGCCGGCCGCCGGGCGCCUUUGUGAGCGGCGCGGACAAAGGCGCGGGCCCGGGCAGCCGAGGUGUGUAGCUGGGACGGUGCUGGUCUGAGCUGGACCUUGUCUGAUGGCUUCCUCCAACCCUCCUCCACAGCCUGCCAUAGGAGAUCAGCUGGUUCCAGGAGUCCCAGGCCCCUCCUCCGAGGCAGAGGAUGACCCAGGAGAGGCCUUUGAGUUUGACGACAGUGAUGAUGAAGAGGACACCAGCGCAGCCCUGGGCGUCCCCAGCCUUGCUCCUGAGAGGGACACAGACCCCCCACUGAUCCACUUGGACUCCAUCCCUGUCACUGACCCAGACCCAGCGGCUGCUCCACCCGGCACAGGGGUGCCAGCCUGGGUGAGCAAUGGGGAUGCAGCGGACGCAGCCUUCUCCGGGGCCCGGCACUCCAGCUGGAAGCGGAAGAGUUCCCGUCGCAUUGACCGGUUCACUUUCCCCGCCCUGGAAGAGGAUGUGAUUUAUGACGACGUCCCCUGCGAGAGCCCAGAUGCGCAUCAGCCCGCAGGGGCAGAGAGGAACCUGCUCUACGAGGAUGCGCACCGGGCUGGGGCCCCUCGGCAGGCGGAGGACCUAGGCUGGAGCUCCAGUGAGUUCGAGAGCUACAGCGAGGACUCGGGGGAGGAGGCCAAGCCGGAGGUCGAGCCCACCAAGCACCGAGUGUCCUUCCAGCCCAAGCUUUCUCCAGACCUGACUAGGCUAAAGGAGAGAUACGCCAGGACUAAGAGAGACAUCUUGGCUUUGAGAGUUGGGGGGAGAGACAUGCAGGAGCUGAAGCACAAGUACGAUUGUAAGAUGACCCAGCUCAUGAAGGCCGCCAAGAGCGGGACCAAGGAUGGGCUGGAGAAGACGCGGAUGGCUGUGAUGCGCAAAGUCUCCUUCCUGCACAGGAAGGACGUCCUCGGUGACUCGGAGGAGGAGGACAUGGGGCUCCUGGAGGUCAGCGUUUCGGACAUCAAGCCCCCAGCCCCAGAGCUGGGCCCCAUGCCAGAGGGCCUGAGCCCUCAGCAGGUGGUCCGGAGGCAUAUCCUGGGCUCCAUCGUGCAGAGCGAAGGCAGCUACGUGGAGUCUCUGAAGCGGAUACUCCAGGACUACCGCAACCCCCUGAUGGAGAUGGAGCCCAAGGCACUGAGCGCCCGCAAGUGCCAGGUGGUGUUCUUCCGUGUGAAGGAGAUCCUGCACUGCCACUCCAUGUUCCAGAUCGCCCUGUCCUCCCGCGUGGCUGAGUGGGAUUCCACCGAGAAGAUCGGGGACCUCUUCGUGGCCUCGUUUUCCAAGUCCAUGGUGCUAGAUGUGUACAGUGACUACGUGAACAACUUCACCAGUGCCAUGUCCAUCAUCAAGAAGGCCUGCCUCACCAAGCCUGCCUUCCUCGAGUUCCUCAAGCGACGGCAGGUGUGCAGCCCAGACCGUGUCACCCUCUACGGGCUGAUGGUCAAGCCCAUCCAGAGGUUCCCACAGUUCAUCCUCCUGCUUCAGGACAUGCUGAAGAACACCCCCAGGGGCCAUCCAGACAGGCUGUCGCUGCAGCUGGCCCUCACAGAGCUGGAGACGCUGGCUGAGAAGCUGAACGAGCAGAAGCGGCUGGCUGACCAGGUGGCUGAGAUCCAGCAGCUGACCAAGAGCGUCAGUGACCGCAGCAGCCUCAACAAGCUGUUGACCUCAGGCCAGCGGCAGCUGCUCCUGUGUGAGACGUUGACAGAGACCGUGUACGGUGACCGCGGGCAGCUAAUUAAGUCCAAGGAGCGUCGGGUCUUCCUGCUCAACGACAUGCUUGUCUGCGCCAACAUCAACUUCAAGGGCCAGCUGGAGAUCAGCAGCCUGGUGCCCCUGGGGCCCAAGUACGUUGUGAAGUGGAACACGGCACUGCCCCAGGUGCAGGUGGUGGAGGUGGGCCAGGACGGUGGCACCUAUGACAAGGACAAUGUGCUCAUCCAGCACUCAGGCGCCAAGAAGGCCUCCGCCUCAGGGCAGGCUCAGAAUAAGGUGUACCUUGGCCCCCCACGCCUCUUCCAGGAGCUGCAGGACCUGCAGAAGGACCUGGCCGUGGUGGAGCAGAUCACGCUUCUCAUCAGCACGCUGCACGGCACCUACCAGAACCUGAACAUGACUGUGGCUCAAGACUGGUGCCUGGCCCUGCAGAGGCUGAUGCGGGUGAAGGAGGAAGAGAUCCACUCGGCCAACAAGUGCCGUCUCAGGCUCCUGCUUCCUGGGAAACCCGACAAGUCCGGCCGCCCCAUCAGCUUCAUGGUGGUUUUCAUCACCCCUAACCCCCUGAGCAAGAUUUCCUGGGUCAACAGGUUACAUUUGGCCAAAAUCGGACUCCGGGAGGAGAACCAGCCAGGCUGGCUAUGCCCGGAUGAGGACAAGAAGAGCAAAGCCCCGUUCUGGUGCCCGAUCCUGGCCUGCUGCAUCCCUGCCUUCUCCUCCCGGGCACUCAGCCUGCAGCUUGGGGCCCUGGUCCACAGUCCUGUCAACUGUCCCCUGCUGGGUUUCUCAGCCGUCAGCACCUCCCUUCCACAGGGCUACCUCUGGGUCGGGGGCGGACAGGAAGGCGCAGGGGGCCAGGUGGAAAUCUUUUCCUUGAACCGGCCCUCGCCCCGCACCGUCAAGUCCUUCCCACUGGCAGCCCCUGUGCUCUGCAUGGAGUAUGUCCCGGAGCUGGAGGAGGAGGCGGAGAGCAGAGACGAGAGCCCGACAGCUGCUGACCCCUCGGCCACAGUGCAUCCAACCAUCUGCCUCGGGCUCCAGGAUGGCAGCAUCCUCCUCUACAGCAGUGUGGACACUGGCACCCAGUGCCUGGCGAGCUGCAGGACCCCAGGUCUGCAGCCUGUGCUCUGCCUGCGACACAGCCCCUUCCACCUGCUCGCUGGCCUGCAGGAUGGGACCCUUGCUGCUUACCCUCGGACCAGCGGAGGUGUCCUGUGGGACCUGGAGAGCCCUCCCGUGUGCCUGACUGUGGGGCCCGGGCCUGUCCGCACCCUGUUGAGCCUGGAGGAUGCCGUGUGGGCCAGCUGUGGGCCCCGGGUCACUGUCCUGGAAGCCACCACCCUGCAGCCUCAGCAAAGCUUCGAGGCGCACCAGGACGAGGCGGUGAGCGUGACACAUAUGGUGAAGGCGGGCAGCGGCGUCUGGAUGGCCUUCUCCUCCGGCACCUCCAUCCGCCUCUUCCACACCGAGACCCUGGAGCAUCUGCAAGAGAUCAACAUCGCCACCAGGACCACCUUCCUCCUGCCAGCCAGUCACGAUGGUCCUUGAGUCUGAACUGAUCACACGGGGAUGGCGGUUACUAACAACACAGUCCACGGCAGUCACAAUGGUGUAAUAACUGCCACCCUGCCUGGGCCUGAGGUAAUGAGGCCCCAAGUGCUUAUGUACAGGAUCUCAUUUCACCCUAACCCUGCGAGCUGGGGAUUGUCCCCACAUUACAGAUGCAGACACUGAGAUUGGUUCAGCAGGCCAGGCGUCUUGCUCGUGGUCAUGCAGUAGACCAGAGGCAGGACCACAGUCACAUCAGGCCGGACUCAGUCCAGCAUCCUACUGUAUGUAAUGGAGAAAGAGAGUUGGCUUGAGGCCUGGCUUGGCCAACACAUAGUAUCAGACAAGUCCCUUAAUCUCCCGGAGCCCCUCAUCCCUCUGUAAGAUGGGAUGUAGGUCCCAGCUCAGGGACUGUUAUGAGGAUAAAUGCUGGUGGGCUGGGAAGGUGGCUGUCCUGGGCCGGCAGGGUGGCAGGUGCCCGAUGAGACUGAACCCUUCACUCACGUUCUCCUGGGGUGUGUGAGAGGCUUGGUGGGACCUGUGUUUGGGUUGCCUCCUUCCCCCUCCCUCUCUCCCUCCCUGCCUCCCUCCCUCCCUCUCUUCUUCCCUCCCUUCCUCCUUCCCUCCCUCUCUUCUUCCCUCCCUCCCUCUCUCCCUCCCUGCCUCCCUCCCUCCCUCUCUUCUUCCCUCCCUUCCUCCUUCCCUCCCUCUCUUCUUCCCUCCCUCCCUCUCUUCUUCCCUCCCUCCCUCCUUCCUCCCUCCCUCCUUCCUCCCUUUCUUGUUUCAUAGUAUUUAGCCAUUAUACAAGUUCAAUCCAUUUUAACUAUGAUAAAAAUGUCUCUGUAUCACAAAACUAUCUCCACAUUUCCUCUGAUAGCUAAAUUAUUUCAAGUUAGUGGAACAAUGAAGAAAUGGAUAAUCUCAUGGGCUUUUAAAAAUCUUUGGAAUCUCAUCUUGUCGGCGCAGAGGAGAGUGAGAGAGAGUCAAGCUGAUCAAGUGGUGGGAGGCAGGAUGUGUGGACAGACCUGGCUGUAGUUAGAACAGCCGCUCCUGCCUGUACAACCCUGACUUUACUGUGUUUCACACGCACCUUCACGCCCAUUGUUUUACUUACUCUUUGCAGUUACCCUUUAAGGAAGGAAGGGCAUUCGUUGUUAUGAUGAUGAUUUGAGGGCCAGGUAAACUGGGGCUCAGGAGGUGAAAUGAUCGGUCUGCUAUCGCAGUGCUGAUGUGGACAGAGCCAGGAGCAGCCCCACGGACUCUCGUUAGAGCUUCCUCACACUUACUGUGUAGCCUUGGGCGGUUGUGUCCCUGUCCUGGGCCUCAGUUUCCCCAUUCAUACAACAAAGGGCUGAGAUUUGGGUCAUCUUGGCCAUGCUGGGUGGGGUAUACCAGAGCCUGGAGCCAGAAUUCCUCCUGGAAUCCCUCCUCCCCUGUCUUCCAGCUCUGACUGGGAGCACUCGGAGCACCCGCUUCCCAUCCUCGGUCCCUACCCCGCAGGGCAGGUGUAGGUGUUGUGUGAGACAGUGUGAGGACAGUGCCCACAGUCCCUGUCUCAAGCCAGCAGCGGUCCAUGAUGGUGACAUUUGCCGUCAUCGUCUUUACGGCAUCACCUCCCUGCAUCUCCUACGAGGGCUCCUUGCCCCUCCUAAGACCAUCCAGGUCAGUGUGCCAUUCCUGUCGCAUCAGCUGCAUCAGUGCAGACAGAGGUGACCCCUCUCUUGGCAGACCUCCCUGAGGCUGAACCCUGGAGAAGGCUGGAUGUAGGCUGAGAUUCCAGAGUGUGGGGUUUCCCGAAGGUUCCCUCUUCCCUCAGGCCUGAACUUUCCCAAUCAGUAACCCAGUGGAGCCUGGGGCCCUGCCAGACCAGUUCCUCCUGACCCCUCAUAUCUGAGAGUGGCUCCCUGAGCUCCAAGCUGAGCCAGAGCCAGCCCCAGCCACCAUGCUGGGGACCAGAGCGUGGGGGGCAGCUGCAGAUCCACCCCACGUUGUGCCUUUGCAGAAGCGCAACACAGCAGGAUUCUUAAAUUCUUUAUUAGAGAUAUUUUAAAAAGGCUUUUAAGUAUUUUUUUCUUCCCCCAUACCAGCAAAUGAAAUAAUUGCAUAAUUAGUAAUAAAUUUGUUCCUCUACUAAGUGUGGAUUUUUUUAGGGUGUGUUAAAAAUUUAUCACACUUCCUUCCCCUGACCCCUUUCUUCCACUCGAGUACUCGACUGGUAUUAAUGCAUUUUUUAACCUAAACUCCCUCCUCCUUUUAACCAGACAGGUCAUUAAUAAAAUGUUCUCCGAGAGCCUGAGCUUUUUAAAGUUGUAUAUCUCCAGAUAGAUGGCUUGGGUGAGUUGAACACUGCUGCAUUAAGUCUCUGUGAUAAAAUAUUUAUUCACCAUUAGAAUUUUUUUUUUCUUUCGGACUGUUUGUGAAGUGUCUUGCUCUUUUCCUUGAGGUGGAGGGGGAGGGGGAAGGCCCCAGAAUGAGGUCUGCAGAUGAAGUCAUUUCUCAGUUCCGGCAUCUCUUUCGGUUUCUUGCUUGCCUUCCUCCCAUUUGUCGGUUUUGCCGUCCAGUGGGGGCUGGGAGGAUGCAGGGCAGCGGGAAAUGGUCUCCUGCCGGUCUCCAUGCCCUGGGGGUCUUGGAGAGGGAGGCGAUGAGGCUUGUGGAAUGAAAAAUUCACCACUGUCCCCUCUCUUGGCUUAAUUGUUCUUGUGGGUUUAUGGCUCUGAUGGAGCUGAUCUUAAGACAUUAGCAUCCAGAUCCUUUUAAUAAUCAUAAACAUUAUCCUAAUAGCCUCUAUUUAUUGAUUGUAUACUAUGGACUAAGAGCUCUGCUCAAUUGUGUAUAUAUAUUAUAUGUAUAUAUAUAUGUGUGUAUAUAUUUAAUAUUUCUAAUAAUUAUAAAGUUGAGCAAGGCCGGUUUGUAGUACUCAUUGAUGGAUGAGAGAAAUGAUUUUUCCAAGUUUUCUCCUUUCCUUCAUCCAUCCAUCUGUCCAUCCGUCCAUCCAUUUACUCAUUCACUCACAGAUACUUCUUGAGAGUCUACCAUGAGCCACGGUACUUGGCCAGGAGUUGGGGAGUUAACCAUGAGCACACAGAUAAGUCACUGCCCUCACAAAGCUUGUCAUAAGUAAACAAAUAGCAAAAUAAGGUCAUCACAGACCUUGACCAGGGCUAAGAAGAGAAGUCAGCUGUUGAAAGGGGCUCAUGGCCUGAGCCUCCCCUGUUGGCCACCUCCAGGAGGGCUGGGGGCCUGACCCUGGACCGGAGGCUGCCAUCAUAGUUCUGAGCCUUCACUUUUGGAAUGGAUUUAGGUAUGGGAAAUAGUCCCAGCUCCACAGACACCCAGGUACUGUUUGUGAAAUAGUCCCUGUUGGCCAAGCCUGUAAGUCACUAGUGGGCUUUUUUUUUCAGCCUAGUUUGCAUUUCCACAUUGCAUGGACGCUAUGAAUGUGAUUUUUUGAGUUUGCAUCAUGUUGCCAGACUCGAAUCCCACCGCCUGCUUGAUAGCUCCACUCGGGUGUGUCUAAUUUGUGUCUCAGACCACACAUCCAACCAGGAGCUCUGGGCUUCAACCCCCAAACCUGCUCCUUUGCCAUCCCAGUCCAUGGCACUGCUAUGCACCCAGCUGCUCCAGGCAGAGGAGCCUCAGCGCUAUCCUGGGUUCCUUCCUCCGCUCCACCCCUGCUCCCCUCUCCCAGCAGCUCUGUCGCUCUGCUCCAAACAGGUCUCAAACAGGUUGGGCUCUCCUCACCUCACUGCCGCCGCCCUUCCCACCUGGGCAGCUGCGGGAGCCCCUGCUGGGCUCCUUGCUCCUCCCACUCCCACCCUCCACAACUGUAGCUAGAACGUUCCACUCAAAUCAGGUCACGCCACUCCCCUGCCUAGGCCUUCCGGUAGCUUUUCACUGCAGCCAGAAUUACGAGCCCCAGUCCUGGCCCUGACACAUCCCCUCUUCUGACCAUCUGGAGUCUGCCUUCUGUGCCCCAGGUGCACUGGCUUCACUCUGCUUGGCGGACUGGCUGAGCUCAUUCCUGUCACAGGGCCUUUGCAUGCCCUAUCUCCUGGGCCUUGGCUCAGGUCUUGGUGUGGCCACCUCCGCCUUGUCACCUGGCAGCCUCACGCCUGCCUCCCUAUCCUUCCAGGAAGUAGAGGGAGGCCUGAAGACCCGGGAAUCCUCCACUGGCUCUGCCCCGUCGCCCUGUUUCAAUCCUCUGCCUGGCAUUUACAUCCCUUGUUUCUGUUUUUGUUCCUGUAUCUCCUCUCUGCACCUCUGUGUCUAAUACAGUAGCCAUUAUUACAAUGAAAGAAAAUAACACAUUCAGUCCCUCUGCCACUAGCUAUAUUUCCAGUGCUCGGAAGCCACAUGUGGCUGAUGGCUGUCAAAUUGGACAGCACGGUAGGGAACAUGUCCAUCAUCAAAGAAAGUUCUUGAGUGUCUGUUCCUUAAGACAGGACUCUAUGUACAUGGUCCCAGCUGUGCCCCCAGCACCUAGUGUGGGGUCUGCCAUGCAGUAGGCAUCUGGGAGGUAAAUGGGUUGGUGAAGGGAUGGCACACUGUGUCAGGCAACGCUGGGUGUACCCUGAGUCGGUAACCUGCCUUUUGGGGUGAGAGAGCCACACCAUUUCUCUCUGUGCCUGCACUGCAGAGGAAGCACAUACACCCACAUGUAUGGAGUUGAAGUGUCAUGCCCAAGGAGGGAGAUGUGAUGGAAGCACUGGGCAGUGGUGAGCAGCAGACCUCAACUCCACCCCACCCUGCACUCACCAGGUGGGGGACCUCUUUGAGCCUUAACAUCCGUGCCUGGAAAAUGGGGCCGGCAUUUGUGUCUUGCAUACGUCUUGGCUGUUGCAAGGCUUGUGUCAGAUGAGAGCAGGUAUACGAGUGCUUUGGAAACUCCAAAGCUGUGUUUUUCAAGUGUGAUCCAUGGACCAGAAGCAGCAGAAAGUGGGAAACUUCUGGAAUGCAGCCUAAGCCUCUCCCAGAGGGCAGCAGGAUUAGGGCAAGAAGGAGACAGCCCUUUAGAAAGGCAGGUGCCCAGUGAAGCCUAAGGAAGUGUGGCAGAGCCGUCCACCCUGUGUGUGACAUGGUGGGGGGUCUGUCCCUGAGCCGGCAGCCUGUACCCCACGCCUCUCAGCCCUCUCAGAAAGCCUCCUGCCCCCUGCACUCCCAGCCUCUCCCUUGUGCCCAUUCCCAUUGCUAGAAUUGUUGGCAACAGUGCAGCAGCAGCGAUGACAGCAGGUAGCGCCCAUUUUGCCAUGUGCAGGCACGGGGUUGUUUUACGUUCAUUCAUUUAACCCAAUGGAGAGUAUCUGUGUUCCAAACAUCAAAAAGGGACAGUAAAAAUACGGUCCUAUAGGACUGCCAUUAUAUACACGGUCUGUUGUUGACUGAAAGGUCAUUAUGUGACAUGUGACUGUAUUAUCCUUGGCCCCUUUUACAAGUGAGGACACCAUGGCCCAGAGGAGUUUAGGAUGGGCCCAGGUCGUGUAGCUGGAGAGUGGCAGAGCCAAGGUGUGAGUCCCGCGCCUGGCUCUGGAGCCCUCUUCUCAGCCACCGUGCUGGGCAGCCCACACCUGGCAUCCUCUCUGUUAGGGGCAGGGGACUGCCCCCAUGCCCUCCCUGAUAUUGCUAUUCUUGCUAAAAUGAAGAGACAGAGCUGAGGGGAGAGCUAAAAAGAACGAAUCUGGACUGGCAUCAGAAACAUGCUGCUUCCCACCAGCGAGUUUUGUGCUUCACUCUUGGGCCCAGGGCCUGCAGGGUGUGCUGUGACCUCAUCUGAAGAAGCACCCACACGGGCAGGCCCUGAGGGGCUGCAGCAGACCCACCUCGAUGCCUCUCGAGCCCCACCCGGCCCUACUUAUGCCUUCCAUCUGCACCAACGCCGAUGAGAAGCUUGCACCUCCCCAGUCUUCCCUGGUUUUGCUCAUAGCUGGCUGGCUGGAUCCCUGCAUGGAUGGCCCUUGUACAACCCUUUGUGCCAGAUGACCUGGCCGCCGUGUAUUGAGAGCGCACACAGACCAGGCGCUGUGUCCCCCAGUGCAUCCGCAUGGCAGCCCCACUUUACACAGGCGGAAACUGAGGCUGGUUAGGGGAGUGCUCAGCUGCAGGACCUCGUGGCCAGACCCCAGGCAGGUCAGCCUCCAAAGCCCCAGCUCUUACCCACCCCGCUGCCCAACUUCUUGCUGG